CCCAGCCCCGGUUCUUCAGGCAGCUGGAGGGGUCGCCGCGCCUGUUGGGGCCGCAGCUCGGAUCAGGGCCACCUCCACAGCCAUGUCGGGUCGCUCGGUGCCACACGCCCACCCGGCCACCGCCGAGUACGAAUUUGCCAACCCCAGCCGCCUGGGCGAGCAGCGCUUCGGGGAAGGUCUCCUGCCAGAAGAGAUCCUGACCCCCACCCUCUACCAUGGCUACUAUGUCCGGCCACGGGCCACCCAAGCUGGGGAGGGCAGCAGGGCGGGGGCUUCGGAGCUUAGGCUCAGUGAGGGCAAAUUCCAGGCAUUUCUGGACGUGAGCCACUUCACCCCAGAUGAAGUGACCGUGAGAACCGUGGACAACCUCCUGGAGGUGUCCGCUCGGCACCCCCAGCGCCUGGACCGCCACGGCUUCGUGUCCCGAGAGUUCUGCCGCACCUACGUCCUGCCUGCAGAUGUCGACCCCUGGCGCGUCAGUGCCGCCCUCUCCCACGAUGGCAUCCUGAACCUGGAGGCGCCUCGAGGUGGGCGACAUUUGGACACAGAGGUCAACGAAGUCUACAUCUCCCUGCUCCCCGCACCUCCGGAUCCAGUCGAAGAGGAGGAGGCCAUCAGAGUUGACCCCUGAUCGCCACAGACCCAGCACCCAGAAAAUCCCUCUCUACUUCCUAAAGCGUGGUGUGGGCCUCUGCCCACCGCCCGGCGGUAGCAGUGUCUUCCUAGUGGGGGAGGGAGAAGCACCUGGUCCAGAGUGUAUCGUUUGGUUCCUUGGGACAUGUCCUGUAGCCUUUGGCUUAGUUCUGGGUAGAGCUGAAUAAACCCGUCUCAGGGCUG
This is a messenger RNA of Echinops telfairi (small Madagascar hedgehog), 837 nucleotides long. It is a transcript of the gene HSPB2, whose product is annotated as heat shock protein family B (small) member 2. Gene Ontology annotation, biological process: response to heat; protein refolding. NCBI's taxonomy places the organism in Eukaryota, Metazoa, Chordata, Mammalia, Afrosoricida, Tenrecidae. The coding region runs from base 83 to 631 and encodes 182 amino acids. Gene Ontology annotation, molecular function: protein folding chaperone; structural constituent of eye lens. The record is from RefSeq and is a predicted model, not a curated record. The transcript has 2 exons.